Podospora bellae-mahoneyi is the source of this 3222-nucleotide messenger RNA. RefSeq lists its product as uncharacterized. The coding region runs from base 753 to 3095 and encodes 780 amino acids. Lineage: Eukaryota; Fungi; Ascomycota; Sordariomycetes; Sordariales; Podosporaceae. The transcript has 2 exons. The record is from RefSeq and is a predicted model, not a curated record. Gene Ontology annotation, biological process: calcium ion transmembrane transport; intracellular calcium ion homeostasis. Gene Ontology annotation, molecular function: calcium channel activity.
GCUUCGGUGAGGCAGAUGAUACUGGUCGUCAGAUAAGAAUGAGUCCUGUGCCGCAGCUGGGAAAGCUGGUGUGCGGCCAAUUCCCAGUGUCUUCUGAUUGGGUGCUAAGUUACGGGCCUGUUAAGCAUUCUAGCCCAGUCGUCUGCUCUUGUCGCCAAUAGUAGUAGGCACCCAUCAUCACCAGCACAGCCUUCCAUACCGAACUACACAAUGUAGGUAAUAACUGUCUACCAAUCUCUCUCAGAGUUACUAUUCUCGCUUUCCGAGACCACCCUUACAUCGAUUCAGAAGAACACUUAUCAGCCUUAUCAGCACGAUGGGCGCAAAUUACCGAACCCUGCGACUGCUGACAUCGCCAAACGUUUGCUAACAAAAGAGAGAGUUCCAGUUUGCUGACGACCCGCUCCGGCGAGGUGACAGUCCAGCCAAAAUGCUCCCUGCCAAACGCCAAGCUUCUGCGCCAUCGCCAGAGCCAGCCUUCCCUUGUAUCGCCAUGGUCUCGCCUGUCAUGUCAGCAACAUGAUACGAAGGCAGCAACCCCAGGGAGAUCAAACUGUGCCCCUUUGAUGCUCUUUUGCCAGAGGGUUGAUAGCCACAGCUAUCCCUCUUCUUUGGCACUUAUGACUGCCUUACUUCUUCGCUUCCAGGAACAUCGAUUUCAUCCAUUCGUGUACACCAAACAGACCCGGAGAGGCGAUUCAUACUGCCUGUCGGGCACAUUACUCGGCAUCUAAGACCUUUUGGCACCACCAAUGACCAUGGAACCAACGGGAAAAACUGUCGAGGUCUUUGGGUCCGCCCCAUUGCUGGACGAAGGGAAGGGUAGCAUGUCCCAACCAGGAGACAACAAACCGGACUACACCACAGCCACGACCACAUAUCAAAAAUACAUUUGGAAGAAUGCCUACAAGUUCAUCCGCUUCCUCAUCAUCUUCGGCUUUGUCGGUAUCAUACUCGCCAUCCCGGUGAUUGUAAUUGGCAGCAAAGACAUCAUCAAGAAGGAAGAUGCCCUCGACGACGAACAGUUCUUCGCGCAGAGGUCUGAAAGGACAGUCUACUACAUCUUCAUGUGGCUUCUGGUCACUUGGGUCUGCUUCGCCAUUACGUAUAUCUUUGCGAGUGCCUUGCCGUACAUCUUCAGACUGGUGGCACGUUAUGUGAAUCCGGCACAUAUGCGCUAUUGGCGCAUCAUCAGGACAUUGCGACGCCCUAUCUGCAUCUUUGUCACCAUCUGCUGCUCCUAUAUUGCGUACAUUAUUACUGUCUGGGUAGAUCGUCUUGAGCUUGCCAUGAUCUACGAUCUUCCCGAAGGCGAUGUCGGCUGGGUUGACCUAAUCGACGACUUCCUCGAGCAGGGCACCCUCUGGGCUGGCUUCUACUUUGUCUGGAAGAUCGUCAUGCUCUACAUCACCAUCCACUUCCACAGCCGCUCGGACCACACCAAGAUCGCCCACUCCAAGGAUAUGCACAACGCUCUGAUGGCGCUCUACGAGGCCUCGAUAUAUCUAUACCCCCUUGGCACCCCCGAAUUCACCGAGGAGGACAUGAUGAUCAGCAACGCUACCAUGGCUGGACACGGCGAGCACCGCAUUCGUGCCACUCGUUAUCUUGCCCGACUCGGGGUGGACUCGUAUGGCAUCACCUCCUUCUUCGGCAACUUCCUCUCGAGCGAUCCCAAGUCCCACUGGCUCCGUCCUUCCUCGAGCUACGCCACUGUCGAGCGCGCUAUUGCGAACCCAAAGUCUGCUGCCGCCUUGGCACGUCGCAUCUGGAUGUCCAUGGUUUCUGUGGGCAAGACGACCCUCACCGCCGAGGACAUCGCCGAGGUUCUCGGCCCCUUCCGCAAGGAAGAAGCCGAAAGAUACUUCAAGGUCCUCGACGAAGCCGAAAUUGGCGACCUCAAACUGGAAGAAAUGGAGUGGACCGUCGCCGAAGCCGGCCGCAUCCGCCAAAACAUCUACAAGAGCAUGCACAACGCAGACCACUGCAUCAACACCUUCGACUGGGUCAUGCUCGCCGCCCUCGCCGCCGUAAUGGUCUACUUCAUCCUCAUCUUCUGGGUCCCCUCCCUGAAAUCAAUCCAAGAAACCGUCAAAUUCCUCGGCUUCGGCCUCACCUUCGCCGUCGGCCGAACCAUCCACCAUUUCCUCGCAGGCUGCAUCUUCAUCCUCUUCGACCACCCCUACGACAUAGGCGACAGAGUCGAGCUCUGGUCCGGCCAGCAAAAACAAUCCGUCUCCUUGAUCGUCGUUAGAACCUCACUCCUCUACACAGUCUUCAAACGCGUCGACAACUGGAUGGAACUCCAAGCAGGCAACGAAUGGCUCCAGCAGUGCCGCAUCGAGAACGUCACCCGCUCCGGGUCGAACCGUCAAGCGGUAAGUUUCAAUAUUGACGUCAAGACCUCGUUCAAAGACCUCCAGUAUCUCAAGUCGGAGCUUGAGGCUUUCCUCAAGCAUCCAGACAAUAAGAGGGACUACCUCCCCAACCUCGCCCUCGCGAUUGUUGGGCUGGGGGAGAUGAACAUGCUUGAGAUGCGCUGCAUCGUUACGCACAGGUCAAACUGGUCUAAUGAACCGUUGCGCGCGGCGAGGAGUAUGAAGUUCAUGUGUGCUUUGGUCGCUAUCACGAGGCAGAUCCCGCUUGGUAGACCUGAUCAGGGGACGAUAGGGAGGGACUUUAACCCUGCUCACUAUGUCAUGAUGACGCCUGAGGAGGCUAAGAUGAAUGUUGAGAGAGUCAAGCAACAGGCGGAGGCUGACCGGUGGGAUUUCAAGAGUGGCGGUAGCAGUGGUGAUGAGCCGGUUAUUGAUCUGAGAGGUGUGUCGAGAGAUGGGGAUCUGAGCGAUGACGAGAUAAUCAGGAGGGCGAUGGAGGAAGCAGAGAAGAAGAGGGUUGAGACGGCGAGGAAGGAAGCUGAAGAGUUAGCUGCGAGGCAGGCGCUUGGGAAGCUGCCGCCUUUGCCGAGGGUUGGUCCUCCCCCGAGAGUGACGGGUGGAAGCCCGCCACCGAAAACUGGGAUGACCUCUGGGUUUGAUCCAGCAGGUGCUCAGGGUAGUGGCGGGUUGAGAAGUGUGCCACAUUAUAGGGUCUAGUAUCGGACAUGGCCUCGUGGAGAGAUAAUAAUGUUCACAUAAUACUUUGCUCACCCAUCUCGAAACCUAAUUGAUAUGGAUUGUAGCGAGCAAUCACAUAUAUGUGGGGAAUGAAAGAGAGAAGGUC